UUCAGUACUCAGUAAUUGGUCGCAUUCGUCGACAAAAAUGUUGUGUACUGUACAUCUGUUUAAAAUUUUAUUUUAAUAAUAAAAACAAUAAAUGAUUUUAUCUGUGGAUUUACUAUUUUUUAUCAGACCAUGAGCUUUAGCUAAAAUUAGUCAUUUGUCUGAUGAGACUGAAAGUAGCAGACAUUAGACAUUUUUUAAAUUUUUUUAAACAAAUUAACUUUACCAAUUUCUUUGGCUGUCAAAAAAUUAUAAAAGAAUUUUUUUAUGAUACUGAAGUGAAUUAUUUACAAUUUAUAUGCAUAAGUUAAAAUAAUAAACGUUAGUGAUCCAUAAAUCAUCAUUUAAAUUGUAUGAGUUAAUGAUAAAUUACUGAUAAGCGACACCAGUGGUUCUGAUACCGCAAUAAUUAAAUGACUUUUAUUCAAAUAAAGUUACAGUUUUAAGUGCGAUUUUAAAACCCAGUGGUCAAAAUAAAAAGAACAAGGGAUCAAUGAUAAGAGAAAAUUGAUUUUAUUUGUAAAGACAUUUUUUGUCAGCAAUGAAAGACAAAGAAGAAAAAAGUAUUAAUUCAAAUAGCAAAAUGUCUGAAGAAACAUCAAAUCAUGAAGAAAUAAUAAUCGGAGGAAUUGAAGGAGGCGGCACUCAUUCUUCUUUGAUAAUAAUGGACGGCAAAGGAAAUCAACUGACGCAUAUCAAGGGCCCUGGCACCAAUCACUGGGGUUUGGGUAUAAAGGAAACUGCCUUGAGAAUCAAUAACAUGAUUUUAAAAGCUAAGGAAACUUUAAAUAUUCCUGAAUCUCGUCUUCUUGAUUGUGUCGGCUUGUGCUUGAGCGGCUGCGAGGAGGAAGAAACUAAUAAUCAGUUGGUGAAAACUCUACUGAAAGAAUUCCCGCAUGCUAGCAAAGAAUAUGUCGUCGGUUCAGACUCGAUGGGAAGUUUAAAAACUGGUUCUAAUUGCGGAGGUAUUGUUCUUAUAGCGGGAACGGGAAGUAAUGGUCUACUAAUUAAUUCAGAUGGUAGCACUCAUGGGUGUGGAGGCUGGGGUCACAUGAUUGGUGACGAAGGCGGAGCUUUCUGGAUAGCCCACAGAGCUUGCAAAUGUGUAUUUGAUGAUUUGGAUGGGCUACAAAAAGCUCCACACUCUACAGCCUUCGUUUGGACGGCGAUGAAAAAAUUUUUCCGAGUGAAUAAUCAAAACGAAAUGCUGCCACAUCUUUACUCCAAUUUUGAUAAAAGUAAAUUCGCCAUGUUCACUAAAGAACUUGUUGCUGGAUGUGAAAAAAAUGAUCCGCUCUGUGAAAGUUUUUUUACACAUGCUGGAGAAUAUCUUGCGCGAUAUGUAAAUACGCUGGCUGCUAAAGCGCACAAUGAUGUGAAAUUGGCGACUGGAGGCUUGAAGGUAAUCUGCGUUGGCUCAGUUUGGAAGUCAUGGAAUUUAAUGGAAAAAGGUUUCACGGAUGAAAUUAAAGGAGGACAUAUAGUUGAUGAAUUGACUUUGUUGAGAUUGAAAGCACCUUCGGCUAUUGGCGCUUGUUAUGUUGCCGGUGAAAAAAUAUCUUGUGAAAGUCUUGUUAAGACUCAUGAUAAAAAUUCCGAGGCUUUUUUUUACUACAAACGAGGAACUGAACCGAAGAAAGGAACUUCUGUUAUAGCUAUCGAUAAUUCUUGCGAAACACUUUGUGUUGCUGCGUCGUAAAAUAUAAUAAGUAAAAAGUAUAAGUAUAUAUUUACUUUGAUCUCGUAUAUAUUUUUGGAGUACUGGGAAUUAAAAAUAUUUAAAAAAUUUUACCGAAUUUUUGUCAAUAAAAUAAUUACGUCUUAUAUAUUUUUAUAUAGAAAUUUCUCACCGGUCAAUUAUUAAUUUAUUUAUCGCAAUUGUAGCAUUUGUUAUAUUUAUAUAUAUAUUUUGUCUACGACUGUAUACUACGUGAAUAUGGAAGACAAAAUAAAAAUAAAAAUUUGACAGUCAAAUAAAAUUUAAAUGUUCAUAUAAAUUUAUAUAAAAAAAUGGGUAUAGCAAAUUUUUUUGGAUGGAUUUUAUAUAUUUUAAUGUGGGGUAUCAUCAAGUUUAUAAAUAUCGUAGGUUAUAUAUUUGUCUUCUGUUUAUUUACAAUUUUCUUCUUCAUCGUAUUGCCGAUGCUCGUCUUCUUGGCUCUAUGGAGUCUCGGGCUCUUCUGGGACAACAACAAUCGGUAAAAUUGACAUCAUUUAUAUAGAAAACAUAUUUUGUACUCGUUACAAUUAAAUUUUUAACAGGCUCCAAGAAUAAAUAAUAAUAAACAACAGUGAAAGGAUAAAUUAAUCUUAAAUGUUUUCACUUCUCGAUAACCUUGGGCUCAAGGCAACGCAACCGGAUAUAAAUUACUAGUAAAUUAACUUGUAAAAGAAAUAAAAUAAAUUUUUUACUGUAAAUCUGUUCACUGUAAAAAUAUAUGUAUUUUUGUACACGGUA
Molecule: messenger RNA, 2452 nt
Organism: Microplitis demolitor
Lineage: Eukaryota; Metazoa; Arthropoda; Insecta; Hymenoptera; Braconidae
Gene: Nagk
Product: N-acetyl-D-glucosamine kinase
Exons: 8
Coding region: 539-1696 (385 amino acids)
Molecular function (GO): N-acetylglucosamine kinase activity
Source: RefSeq, a predicted model, not a curated record